AUGGGUUCUAACGAAGAGAAACUGGAAUCUUUUCAAGAAGGCUUCCCUGCUACGUUUAGUAGCUUCUUCAAGGAUGCUUGCGGUCAAACCAAGAAGGUGUCUUCCUUCUUGACGAACUCUCCUCCUGAUAUCACCCCAAAUACACGUAUCCUUGCCGUUUGCGGAGUUAGCGACUACCCGGAAAAUGCUGCAAGCCCAGAAGACGACGGCUGGUUUUACUCGGACUUUUUUACUUUUCAUACUUUGCUAUAUGGCCAAGGGGCUGCCCAGAAAUGGUGUUGUAGCGAUGAUCCAUCUCUCUUACUCCAGAAAUACGGCAAAUACCUUCACAGAAACCCAGACACGGAGCGGCGGGUGGUCCUAAGCAAGUCGUUGAUACAAAUAGAACUUCAAGAUGUUCGGGUCUUCUCUGCGCCUGACCUUCUUCAAAACGUUCUCGAACUUCUACGUGAAGAGGCCACUCUUGCCGUCCAACAAAAUACUCCACUGAUUCUUUUUCUUUUCGGCCAUGGUGCGGAGACAACUAAAUCAGUCGAGAUUGGUGUAGCUAAUAAUGAGCUUAGUGUUUCUACCGUCCAUAGUGUCGUCGGCGAUGAAGUUGAUCUGACGGUCAUCUCUACUGCCUGCUAUUCUGGAGGAUGGGUGGUAACCUCACUCCUAAAUGCGACGGUACUUUCGGCCGCUGGGCCAGGUGACGAGAGCGAGUCAUGGCCAAAAAGUCAUUCUUUAUCAAGAGCAUGUGGAAGUAUAUAUGCUUCAACCUUAGCCAAAUCCCUUGCGGAUACAUCAAGCCAUGAACUACAACAUCCGCAACCAGAAUCUCCUUCACCUCCCUCGUCAGGUCAAGAUACACCAACCACUCUAAAUGACCAGCAAUCAAUGACCUUCUCUGAAUUCGCUAGGACUAUUCACACACUACUUCUGACUGGAGUGGAUCGACUCGGUUAUCACCACAGCAUAUCAUUCAGCGCCCGUGAUGAUGAUUGGGAGAGUCACUGGAGAAAGAGAACCGGAUUCCCUCUUGCUGACUUGAAAGCAAAGUGGGAGAGCCUUGAACUAGUUCAGCCGCAAGUAUCAUCAUCAUCAUCAUCAUCAUCAUCAUCAUCACCAUCAUCACCACUUAACAGAGAUCCUUGCACUGAUCUUGACAUACAAACCGACAAUAUAUCGUUGUAUAAGCUGCGAGGCCGAUACGGAUCAAUUUCGUCCUAUACUGGACAACUCCGCAGACUUGCAAUAAGUUACCUAGCAAGUUAUCCAGGCCGUGACUCGCUGGCUCCAAAUUCUUCCUUUCAUCAAAAGUGUCGAGACCUGAUCUCGAAGCAAAAAAAGUUUAAUCUGUCUACGCUUGAGACCAUUGAGUCUACAUUACGCUACCGAAUGUCCUUGAGCUUUUUAGCUAACCAGCUCGUGUCGGGCUCUGGGCUUCCUCUUCCACAAGGCAAACUCUGUGAAGAGUGGGAUCCGAUUAAAAAAGGAGAGUAUGAGUACGAAGAGCGUAAUGCCAUCAAUGAACGACUUUACCCGCUAUUUCCUCCACCGCUCCCUGGUCAGGGUCGUGGGUGGAAUAAGCCCCGCUGGUACAUUGUCGCAGCGCUUAUGGAGGCCAAUUUCUCACCAACUGAACUGAGUCUGAAAAUAGAAAAUCUUCUACUCGCUUCACAAAUUCUCGAACGGGGUCAAGAGGUUGUUCUACAGAGCAACCCAGUGGUCCAGUCAAAGCGAAGGCGUCUCCUCAGGUCUUGCUGA
Messenger RNA from Nannizzia gypsea CBS 118893, 1749 nucleotides. RefSeq lists its product as hypothetical. The transcript has 2 exons. The record is from RefSeq and is a predicted model, not a curated record. NCBI's taxonomy places the organism in Eukaryota, Fungi, Ascomycota, Eurotiomycetes, Onygenales, Arthrodermataceae. Bases 1 to 1749 code for a protein of 582 amino acids.